This is a messenger RNA of Tachysurus vachellii, 4565 nucleotides long. RefSeq names its product nuclear receptor subfamily 3, group C, member 1 (glucocorticoid receptor) (gene nr3c1). Lineage: Eukaryota; Metazoa; Chordata; Actinopteri; Siluriformes; Bagridae. The record is from RefSeq and is a predicted model, not a curated record. The transcript has 9 exons. Bases 406 to 2682 code for a protein of 758 amino acids. Gene Ontology annotation, cellular component: nucleus. Gene Ontology annotation, molecular function: zinc ion binding; DNA-binding transcription factor activity; steroid binding. Gene Ontology annotation, biological process: regulation of DNA-templated transcription; nuclear receptor-mediated glucocorticoid signaling pathway.
GACGCGUUAUAACCAUUAGGUCGCGGUGUAAGUUGUAAACACGCAGCUCUAACUGUAAAAUCUCCAUUUUGAAUGUUUUUAUAGCAAAGUUAGCGCCUGUUCGCAGCUGGUUAAAGUUGACACAUGAAUCGAGGAGUUUUAAUUCUCUGAUCACUCGUCGCGUUGUGAUUUCAACUGGAUGGGAAUUUUGGUUGCACGGAUUUUUUCUCCUGCGCUGUUUUUAAACUUGUGAGAUUGUUGAAACGACUUUGACGGACUGGUUGCAGAAGUGCUCGGUGUUGCUAACGGCUAGCAGCAGAGGGGAAGGAAAAAAAAAAAACAAACAAAACACAAAAUACUAAACAAAACCAUGUCAGAUGAGGCACCAAAACAAAACAGGAACUUAAACAUCGAACGCAGUGAAACAUGGAGCCAGGAAGUGUGAAGAACGGCACUAAGAGAGAUGAGCAUCUGAUACCGCUGAAUUUCAGCGAGAGCCCAGCUGAGGGAGUUUUGCACAACGGAGCACGCAGUGCCAUGUCAUUUGCCCCAACCACUGUAGUGCCUCCUGUCAGCCCGCUGUUGCAGCCAGUGACUGGAGAUCUCCCCAAUGGUGUGAGCAACACCCCCCCUCUGGAGGACAUCACCAUCACUUUACCGUCCCCUCUGGAGCUCUACGUGGAGGACCCAGACCUAAAAAUGGUUGGGAAGGACUUGAGGUCUCUGCAGUCCUAUCAGCAGCAGUCCUCUCUGGGGCUUUACAGCUUGGGGGAUAAUUUCUCCCGUCUGGAGGCUAGCAUCGCCGAUCUCAACAGCUCCUUGCCGACUAUGGACUCCUUAAUCGGAGGAGGGGAUCCUACUCUUUCCCCUCUAAAAAAUGAGGACUUCUCACCAAUGGGGAAAGGGGACAUGGAUCUUGAGCAGGAUCCUUUCGGGAAAGAUACAGACACCAGUACCCCGAAGCUCUUCAGUGAGAACACCAUGGACCUCCUGCAAGAGUUCGGCUUGCCUGAGUCACCUACAGAUUUCUACGUGGGAGAUGACGAGUUCCCUCCGUUGGUCGAUGACACUCUGCUCGGAGACAUCGUUUCUGACAAGGACUCUAAGGCUGCAGACAUGUUGAGCCCCACCACCACUGUCAGUAACAUCAACGGUGCAGCCAGCUCAACUCCUUCCAGCAUAUCCACAGGCAGGCCGACCCUGGUGAUCAAGCAGGAGAAGGAUCCCAUGAUUCAGCUGUGCACCCCAGGUGUCAUCAAGCAGGAGAACACCAGCGGGAGGAGCUUCUGUCAGGUGACCUCAGACCUCUCGAACCCAUUGAGGAAUGUUUCCAUCGCCAUCUGUGGUGUCAGCACAUCAAGCGGUCAGAGCUACCACUUCGGAAGCCCGGUGUCCAGCGGCAGCCAGCAGAAAGAUCAGAAACCUGUUUUUAACAUAUACACACCACAGGCUACAGGCGACGAGUGGGGCCGAGGAUUCAGAAACGCAAGCACCGUGCAGCAGAGACCGAGCAACAGUUUCACUGCCACACAGAGCUUCACUACCAACUAUGCCAGCUUGACUGCCAGGCCUGAGGCCAACACUGCCAUGUCCUCGGGCACAGGGAAGGCCAGCGGUACACACAAAAUCUGCCUGGUGUGUUCAGAUGAGGCGUCAGGCUGCCACUAUGGAGUGCUCACCUGCGGCAGCUGCAAAGUCUUUUUCAAAAGAGCUGUGGAAGGGCAACACAAUUAUCUGUGCGCCGGGCGAAACGACUGCAUCAUCGACAAAAUCCGCAGGAAGAACUGUCCCGCCUGCCGUUUCCGCAAGUGCCUCAUGGUUGGCAUGAACCUGGAAGCACGGAAAGCCAAGAAGCUAAAGAUGAAGGGUGUACAGCAGACCAACACGGCCGAGCUGACUCCUCCUCCGGUGCCCGAGGCUCGAGCGCUGGUCCCCAAAGCCAUGCCGCAGCUGGUGCCCACCAUGCUGUCGCUGCUGAAAGCCAUCGAGCCCGAGACCAUUUACGCCGGCUACGACAGCACGCUCACAGACACCUCCACACGGCUCAUGAACACCCUGAACAGACUUGGAGGACGCCAGUUCAUCUCCGCUGUCAAGUGGGCCAAAUCUCUGCCCGGUUUCCGGAACCUUCACCUGGACGACCAGAUGACUCUGCUCCAGUCCUCCUGGCUCUUCCUCAUGUCGUUUAGCCUGGGCUGGAGAUCUUACCAACAGUGCAAUGGCAACAUGCUCUGUUUCGCCCCAGACCUGGUGAUCAAUGAGGAGAGGAUGAAAAUGCCCUACAUGGGUGAUCAGUGUGCACAGAUGCUGAAGAUUUCCAACGAGUUUGUGAGGCUGCAGGUGUCAAACGAGGAGUAUCUGUGCAUGAAGGUCCUCCUGCUGCUCAGCACAGUGCCAAAGGACGGGCUGAAGAGCCAGUCUGUGUUCGACGAGAUCAGGAUGUCGUACAUUAAAGAACUGGGUAAAGCCAUCGUGAGGAGGGAAGAGAACUCCAGCCAGAACUGGCAACGAUUCUACCAGCUCACUAAGCUACUGGACUCCAUGCACGACAUGGUGGGUGGACUGUUGAACUUCUGCUUCUACACGUUUGUGAACAAGUCUCUGAGCGUGGAGUUCCCCGAGAUGCUCGCCGAAGUCAUCAGCAACCAGCUACCAAAAAUCAAAGCCGGGAGCGUCAAGCCGCUGCUCUUUCACCAGAAAUGAAAGAAAAUAAAGUUGUUUUUUCCCAGCAGCAGGACAACAUGCCUUAAUGCUACAACACAUCACCAAGCGUUCCUCACGAACCACACUGAGGGACGGAGAGACACAGUAGGUUGGACGGAGGGCUUGUGAGGGAGGAAACACGAUGUUCGGGAUGGAGGGGUGAACGAACAGUAUGCAAGCGAUCCAGCACAGAACAACGAUGGACAAGUUUAAAGACGGGUAAACGACAGGAAUCUCAGCGCUACAGAAUACAGUCAGAAUUAUCGUCUGGUGGAUGGAAAAGAAAUUAUAUCAUCAAUGUUGUCUCAGGUGUUUGAUUCUCAACAUUACAAUAAGUAGUAAAGCUCUUUCUACACAUCACCUGUUUUUUUUUUUGUUUUUUGUUUUUUUUUGUUUGUUUUUUUGUUUGUUUGUUUUGGUGCAAAGCAACAUCAUAGCACUUAUUGUCAAUAUGCUAAAAAUACAUAUACGAGAUUUCGAUUUUCAGAUCUUUAAUUUCUGUCAUAAAAAUUUUUAAAAACUUAUUCCGUCUUCUGAUGUGCAUCAUGUUGAAUCAUUUCAGUAACGUGUACAGACAUGUGGUUUAGACUUUGUUUGAGGUUGGACAGUUACUUGCACAGAACAGCUUUAUUUUUUCUUUAUGUUAAUGCUCACCAGCCGCUAACUGCUUUGCUGAAUCUCAGUUAUACCAUUAUAGCAAAAAGGGAAAAUAUGUGCCUUUUUUUGAGCUUUGUCCCAUUUUAGCCCUUUUUUGUGUACCAGUGCAUAACCCAGCAUCCUGCAUCCAACCUGUUAGAUAUUACAUUUGAUUGUAUUUUUAUACCCACUUGCACUGGCCAUUUUAUUUUCCUCUAAAGCAGCACCAUUAUAUUUUUCCUUCCUGGCAGCUGACAUACAUAAGCGUGAACUACAGUAAUCCUUCCUGCUCUCGGAAAUUUUUUAGGAGUUGGAUCCACUUUGGCCGACCUGUUGGACGUCUUGUCGACUAAAAUGCAAUCUGUAAGCACUUUUUCCACUCAUUCAACGCUUUAAAAGAAAAAGGUAAGACGAAAGCUCACACGUUUACGCGUGAGCUUGUGUUCAUGUUAGCGUUCGCCUCAGAGAGCCACGGUGGAGUCGCCGUAUGGUGUAGGAAUGACUUCAUGCAAUGUGAAUUGUGUUCAUCAUAAGAGUUCUGAUCUUUUUUUCUUUUCUUUUCUUUUCUUUUCUUUUCUUUUUUUGGUCUUUUUGUUUUUGUGUGCGUCAUCAAGUACGGAGGAAAACACAGAUCAUACAAACCAUCCUGCAAAUAGAGACAGACUCACUGAACGGUAGUGAAUGAAAUACAGUACAAUCAUUAUAGAGCUCUUUAUUUUUCUCUUGCACUUAUCUGUUUAUUUGUCUCUUUCUCUCUCUCGCGCUUUCUCUCUGUCUGUCUGUUUAUUCUUUCUCCAUAUCACCGUUUUUCUCUUUCUUCUGCUUUCUCUCCCUGCAUCUUUCUUCAACACACACAACUCUUCUGUCUCAGCUUAAUGCCAUUGUUCCUCUCUCACACACACGUACGCAUGUUAUCCUCGCUCUCUCUGCUGUUUAAUCAGUCUAACUAACACUUGCGCUAAUAAUCUUGCUUGGACCAUUUCUCAGAUAAAGAGCAACAUGCUAGCCUCAUACUCACUUCUCGGGGAAUUUCUACAAGCCUGUAUUUGUUGUAUUCUACUCUUUCUGUGCCAAAAUGUGUAUUACUUUCUGAUUUUUAGACGCGCAAAUCUAUGCUUGUCUUAACAGUUGUCAAGAGUUCUGCUGAGCAGGAAAUGGAGAAAAAGAUAAAUAAGAUGGAAUAUUUUCAUUUUCCUCUGUAAAAGCCUAUUACAUGUUUAAUACAUGAAUAAAAAGACCAGAUUAUA